AAGACAUUACAGUUUAGAAAGGAGAUGAAGCAACAUGCAAUGAUAAUGUCAGUGAUCUUACAUGUUGUGAUACAUAAGAAAAUAUAUUGUAAGUUUGAAACCUAAUGGCAUGCAUGGUCUGCAAAGCUUCUGGUGUGCAGGAUUACUUGUUACCUGUUCCUGGAGUUUAACAGAGCAAAUGACAUCUGAAGAUUUUCACUUACAGCUAGAUCCUGUGAUGUAAACAGCAAUGCAGCAUGUAUGUCUGAAAACGGAGGAACAUUUUCAGAGAGGAAGGGGAGGGAGGGAAAAUGUCUGUUGGGAAACAAGAAACCUCUUUUCUAAGGGUGGGGGAAGAAAUAAACAUACUGGCCUCUGAAAAUCAGAGCAGGAUAAUUCCUCUCUGCCUUUAUACUCCAUACAAAGUAAAUUCUGCCCAUCCAGCAAAGUCACAUAUUCCCCUUCUUGUCUGCAGGUUUUAUAUAGACACCUCCUGACACACAGUUUCCUCAGAUAUUCUCAUGUUCUUCAUCUUGCUCUGCAUGUUUCUCUUAUUCACAUUAUACUUUUUUUCCCCUUGUUUAUUGCUGCAGUUCUGGUGAGAGCAUAAUUGAGCUAACUGUGGUUUUGGUCAGUACUCCAGGAAUUUAGAGGAGGUGUAGUAUGUAUCAGUGCAGGAUAGAGAGACUCUAGCAGUUAUAUUCUGUAUCUGGGGGCUCAGUCUUCCAUAGUUUACCCUCCAGAGCAAAAACGUGAGUGUAUAUUUUCCUUAUGGCUACCUAACUUUGCUAGAGAUCUUAUUAUUGAAGGCUAUUGGCCUAAAUUAUAAAGUUGGAUUAAAAGAGCAUGGCUGCCUCGGUUGUAGGAUAACUUCAGAUCGACUCUUCUCAACAAUUUUCUUUUGUUUCUUCUAUGUACUCUAGCACUUAUUAAUUGUUGUUGAAAUAGUUAAAACUUGCUUUUAGAAAUAUUGCUCAAAUUAAAAGGUUACAGAAAUAAAGGUAGUUCACUAGUCCCCAAUAUAGAUGUACAAAUGAAAGUCCAGUGUGAUCCCUGCCAUGAAGAUUGUCUAGUCUAGAUUAAAGCAAGAAACAGCACUGGAGUGAAAACCAGAAAUUCUUUCUUUGUCUUCCUUACUUCUGCUGCAGUCAAUCCUUUCUUUUUCUUAAAAUACAUUAGUCCCAUGAUCUGGUAAUUGCUAACACGCAGAUUGACAAACUUCCUUUCCCUCCCUUCCCUUAGUGCCAUUUAAGUGCAUACUCUUGGGGCUAAAAUAGGAACUACAGACUUCCUAUUUUACAAGAAAUUGCAUAGGCUUCACUUGAAGGGGUGGGGUCUGCUUCUCUGAAAGUGGCAUUUCUGAUGCACAGAAGAUGCAGCACUUAUUUUGAAGACUUACUUGCCAAGAAAAUCCUGUGCUUGGUUGAUACCUUCUGUCUCCAGUUCUAGGCAAGUGUGGGUUUGCUGGUUUCUGCAUCAGAGGAUUCUGGUGCUGUGGGGGCAGGCUGGACAGGGAGAUUCACCCAUCAGGUUGAAUGAUCUGCCUCACGGAGAUCUCUGGGUCCAGGUAAGGGAAUGGCUUCCUUUCUGGGGGAAGCAAAAUGGCAGAGUCUGCCCUCAUACAAAGGCUUGUGAGUGACUGAGGGAUUCCUUAGCUCUAAUGACUAUUCAAUAUCAUUGGCUCAGCCAGUUGUUUCUCGCAUAAGGAAUUGAUGUUCAAGAGUCUGGAAGUCAAUAGGAAUUUAAAAGGAGUUUUUCCAUGCUCCCCUAAAGUAGAAAAAAGUCUCAGAUCCAUAAUGUACUUAAGUAGGUGAGUGCAUUAUGCUUUUGAGAGAGCAAUGAGAAAUGGCCAAAAGGACUUGAAUUCCAGUAUGAACGGUGUGGUCCGUGGUCUUGGAACUGCUCAAUCUACUCUCACUCUCUACAAUCACCAAAGAAAAUAGUUUCUUUGGUAUUAUGUCUACAAUUUUCAAAUUGUUUGGGGAGCAGCUAGAAAAGUAGCACGUUGAUGAAAAAUCUGAAAGUGAAUGAAUAUGGAAAUUCAACCACUAUAGCUCUCAGGAAUUAUGUGGUUGGAGAUCAUAUUUUUGAGGAAGGGUAAAAAACAGAACACUGUAGUGGCUCAUUAGGAAGGCUUUGAGCAUAAAGAGGAGAAGGAUAAAUAAAUUUGAAGGCUGAGUUCUCUUCACAGAUCAGGAAUGUUUCUUGUUGCUACUCAGCUGACAGAAUUCCUGCAAAUGUGCAUUCGCUUCAUUCUUUGCUUGUAUUGCAAGUUCACACAACAAGAAGACAUGAAUUUUGUCCUACAAUAAAUGCUUGGUAGAAGUUCUUUCUGAAUGCCACUCCAACACAAAUAUAAAAGAAGUUUCCUCAUUCAGUUUUACUUCUCUUUAUGUGAAAUGAAAACAAGCAGCUCUACAGUAAGCAGAAGACUAUGAUCUGAAUUAGGAUCGAGCCUGCAGGCAAAGGACAGUAUGAACAUGAAAGAGAUUUUCAUCCUGCUGCUGAACCUGUAUUUGGUCUUCAGUGUUCAAGCCAUUCGAGAGAGCAUCCCUAUGAAAAGCUUGAGCUGCUUGAAUGACUACAACUCACAGGUCACCUGCACAUGGAUGGAGCAUUCAGAUGCUCAUGACCUUGUUGGUAUGAUUCUUUACCACAGGGAUGAUGUUAUAAUGGAGAACAAGGAGAUGUAUUGCAAACGCCAGACAGAAAAUGACUUACAUGAGACUCCUGAUGUGUAUGUGCGCUGGGUUUGUCGCAACUCUACAGACUAUUUUGGAAUGGGGGUAGAAGAUAUUUAUGGCUUCAAACCUAAGAAGAUGCUUCAAGCAGAACUAAAUGUUGAUCUUUUCCAAAAUGUUCAGCCCCUUCCACCUCAGAACCUCUCAGUCAGCUUGAUGACAUCAGGAGACUUCUUGCUGACCUGGAAAACAGAUGAUGAAAGCCAAAUGCUGGGCAAUGCACUGGAGUAUGAAGUCACUUACAAGCGGGAAUGGGAGUCCUGGGAGGGAGCUGCCUCACUCUUGCUCUCCAACACCACUCACUGCAAUCUCAGCCGUGAGGACCUUGUCCCAGGGAGCAGCUACAUUGCCCGUGUGCGAGCCAGACCGGGGCAGGCCAGUGGCUUCUCUGGGCAGUACAGUGAGUGGAGCAUGGAGGCGUCAUGGAAGACCCCUGAAGGUGGCCUUCAGCCCAGGAACCUUCGCUGCCUCUUCAAUGGUGGAGAUCGUCUGACCUGCAGCUGGGAAGUGAAGAAAGCGAUCACCACCUCUGUCCUCUUUGGCUUGUUCUUCAGGGCCACUCCAUCAUCAGAAGAAGAGGAAUGCUCUCCUGUGCAUGAGAAGACUUUGCCCCACGUCCCGUAUGUGGUGCAGAGCUGUGAGAUCCUUGUUAGCAAUUCCAGCAGCCAGAGCCAGUACAAUGUGUCUGUCCGAGCCAAGACGGAGGAGAAACUGAUUGAAAGCUACAAGAACAUUCAGGUGCUGCCGCCUGCAAACGUGUCAGUAAAAGCAACAGAGAACCAAGAGUAUGAACUGAGAUGGGUAAAACACACUCUGGGAUACAACUUCAUAACACAGAGAUAUCAAGUUGAAUACUGGGAAAACAACCGAUAUGAAAAGACUCUCCAGAAGUUAAGUAUCAGCAAUGACGAACCUCCUUUCAUCUUCACUCUGCAGAUGCUGGCAGCAUCUACAGAAUAUAGGGGGAAAAUGCGCGCAAGGGUGAAUACGCCCCUGGAUUAUGAGGGGCCUUGGAGUGAAUGGAGCGAGGAGUUCACCUGGAAGACUGAGAACGUUCUGCCACCAGUGGUUCUCCCAGUGAUGCUCCCAGCUCUCAUCAUCACUUUGCUAAUAGUUGCUUGUUGCAGCUAUAAAUAUUUCCUCAGGAAGAAGAAAAUGUGGGAGGAAAAUAUUCCAAACCCCAGAAAGAGUCUCCUGAUCCAGAGCUACGUGGGGAAAGCACAGUUGGGAAACUGGCCAACAAACAACCAGCUGGACUUCAACAAAUACAGCCUUUCAGAGAAGACGGAGCAGGCUAGUUUCCUUCAAGUUCUGGACAGGCAGGUGAAGACUUUGGCAGAGUGCCCUGAAGGGCAGACUGAAAAGACAGAUGUUUCCCUUGUUGCACCAGACCUACAGAACUCAUACCAUGCUUUAAAUGAGGCAGAGCAUGCCCCAGUUUUCUGUUCUAGUCAGAUUUCUGGUCAUUCCUUUCCUGUUUCAAGGAAAAACAGUGCAGAUGCAAGUAUUGCUUCCCACACAGCAAUCCCUUGCUUUGCUUUCAAUGGUCCAUACUUGUACAAUCCAGUGAUGUCCUCCCACCCUGAUAUACAUCAGUCCUUGGAACUGGACCAGGUGGGACUCUGUAAGAAAUCAGUUUCCCUUCAGUAUGUGACUCUCCCAAGGGAAGACUGUCCUCAGGCUCCACAGAGGCAAGAAGAGCCAGGAGCAGGUCCUCCAAAGCCCUACCUACUUACAGAUCAGAAGGAAAUGAUGCAGCACCUCAGUGAUAAGGAAGAAGUCUCACCGGCCCCACCAGCCUGUGGGAAAGGCACCAAGAUGGAAACAGAAGAAGACAGCUCUCCAAAAGCUCUCAGCUGUACCACAUCUCCUCAGCAGUGUCCCUUGGAGUACAUCACCACAGAGAGCCUGUUACUGCCAUCAGCCAGUGCCUCCACCCAUCCUCCACUUGUCACUGCUGGGGAAUCACCUGGUGGCUCACAGGAGCCCCAGCCCCCCAGUGACCACUCUUGCCAUGAGUUUUCUCCUGGGAAAACUGGUGUCAUGGUCCAAGUUUCAGGUCAGGCACCAACCUCUUCUCCUCAAUUGCACCUGGAGAGGUUUGGAGACUAUCUUACUGUGCCUUUAGGCCUCAAUGGACAUUCAGAAGCCACAAAGAUUCCUUUGCCUGUCUUGCAGAAGGAAAAUGGUCUUCCUAGAAAGCAGCCUUUGUCAGAGGGUAACUUAGUGGUGUUGAACCCUGACAGCACUGAGCCAGUUUUCCUUUGCCAGGUCGGUGACUAUUGCUUCCACAGCCUAAAACCCAGUGUGAAGAUGGAUAAUGGUCAGGAAGACCACCAAGUCAAGAAACUUUCUGAGGGCAAGACAACACUUGGGAAACCUGUAUCUGAUGAGGACUCCAUCACUGGCAAGGAAAAGGAUGUAUCAAAAAUGCAGGCUAUUCAGCUUUUCAAAAUCCUGAAAUCAGAUGACUACUUUUCCUGGCAGCAAUCUUUGAGGAUUAAAGAAAUCUGUUAAAUGGGCAAAUACUAAUCAAUACUGAAGAGACUGAUAACUGAAAGAGGCUGCAACUGUCUGAUGAAAAUGAACCUUCAAACCAAGGAACAAAUAAAUACCGGUUUCAUUUUCAAGCUUCCAGUCCAACAUGUGGAAAAACCUGAAGUAGCUCAGUAUCAUUCUCAGUGCUCUUCACACAUUCGGCAUGAAAUACAUGUAUUUGCCUUUGGUGUUUUUUAAACUUUUUGACUUAUCCACAAUGAGCAGUUUAUCCUCCUUGUGAUCCUGUGACAGAUCACAAUCAUCUUGCAAUUAUACCGAAUUGCCUGGCAAAACCGAUGGCAGGAAAUGCAGACUUAACAGAAGAAGACGAGCUUGGACACCUUGGAAAGAAAACUUAAAUUCUUAAGAGCAAUUUUGUUGAACUUCUGUGUGUUUAUAAAGUAGAUCUAAAAGUCACCAAGGAACUUUCAUAUCUCUGCCUUUCCACUAUGGCAUGAAAUAGGUAUUGUCUAAGGCAAAAAACUCCCCAAAACCAAAAAACAGGAUAGUAAAGAAGGGUAACUAUAAAAUGUGAAAAAAAAAUGUUGAAGUCCAGGAGAGCUUUCUUAAUGUUAAUGUGCAGUGCAUCACAGCAAAUGCUAAGGGUAAGAAGGUAGCGCUAGUGGGAUACAUAAAGUAGGCUGUAGAGAACCAUUUGGAAGAAGAAACAUGGCUGAAAGAAAACCCAAGGACUCUUAAGGUUCAGUGAGAGAGAGGGAGUGGGGCAGGUAACAGAAAAUGGCACGCAAGAAAUGUUGGGAAGCUGCACAAGUUUAAAUCUGCUGCAGCUUUUCUGUUUAUAAGUGUUAAAAUACCAUAUUAUUUUAAGUUCAUUGACUGUUUAUACAUAAUAUUCUUAAUCUUAACUGUGUAAUCGAUUCUUUGGUUUUUUUUUCCUGAGUAAUAAGAUGUGUUGAGAAAGACAAGACAUUUUUUCCCAGUUUUACUGUAAAGAAAGUGAUGUAAGGAAAGAGCCUUUGUUCAGAGCUGUGACUUUGUGACCAGCUAGAUGGCUUUGAUUUCAGACCUGAAGGUGGACUUGCAUUUAAAAAAAAAAUUUAUUUUUUUCAAAUAUAAAAUCUGUACUAAUAAAAAUAUUAUUUCUUCAUAUAAAUAUUUCCUUUCAUAUGUUAAAAUAUUGUGGUUACAAUAAAAUUACUAUUAGCUUGUUUGAUCAGGCCUCAAAAAAUUCUGUAUG
Molecule: messenger RNA, 6456 nt
Organism: Pipra filicauda (Wire-tailed manakin)
Lineage: Eukaryota; Metazoa; Chordata; Aves; Passeriformes; Pipridae
Gene: CSF2RB
Product: colony stimulating factor 2 receptor subunit beta
Exons: 13
Coding region: 2454-5237 (927 amino acids)
Biological process (GO): immunoglobulin mediated immune response; cytokine-mediated signaling pathway
Cellular component (GO): external side of plasma membrane
Molecular function (GO): cytokine receptor activity; protein binding
Source: RefSeq, a predicted model, not a curated record